AUGUCUUUCUAUCCUGGCUCUGGCGGCUACGGUGCGCAACAGCACGGUGGUUAUGGCUACCCUCCUCAAUCACACUCACCACAACCAUACCCUCCCCAAGGCUACUCUCAAGGAUAUCCUCCUCAAGCACAUUCUCCCCAGCCAUAUCCUGCUCAAGGUUAUGGAGCUCCUGGUGGUUUCAGUCAACCUCCACCACAGGUGGCUCCUUACGGCUACAACAACCCACCUCCACCACAGCAAGGCGGAUAUGGCGGGUAUGGAUCUCCUCCUCCCCAGCCAAAUGGCUACCCAGGCCCUCGACCGGGGAUGCCUUAUGCCAAUUCCUACGCACAAGGCAACCAACAUGGCCGCCCUCCUCCACCUCCUACGGCACCACAACAGUUCGGCCACGGAGCCCCUCCUGAAUAUAGCUUCCAAUACUCCAACUGCACAGGGAAACGCAAGGCACUGCUGAUAGGCAUCAAUUAUUUUGGCCAGAGGGGUCAACUCCGAGGAUGCAUCAACGAUGUCAAGAACAUGUCCACCUAUUUGAACCAGAACUUUGGCUAUGCUAGAGAAGACAUGGUGAUUUUGACCGACGAUCAACAGAACCCAAUGUCGCAGCCUACAAAAGCCAACAUACUCCGAGCCAUGCACUGGCUGGUCAAAGACGCUCGGCCCAAUGACUCGCUGUUCUUUCACUAUAGCGGUCACGGUGGCCAGACACCCGACCUGGACGGAGACGAAGAAGACGGCUACGACGAGGUGAUCUAUCCUGUGGAUUUCCGGACGGCAGGACAUAUCGUGGACGACGAAAUGCAUCGUAUCAUGGUCAAACCACUCCAGCCUGGCGUCCGGCUCACUGCCAUUUUCGACUCGUGCCAUUCCGGGUCCGCCCUCGAUCUCCCGUACAUCUACUCGACUCAAGGAGUGCUCAAAGAACCCAACUUGGCCAAGGAAGCCGGUCAAGGCCUCUUGUCCAUUGUUUCAUCUUAUGCUCGUGGCGACUUGAGCGGGAUGGCCUCGUCAGCGAUGGGGCUGUUCAAGCGGGCUGCCACAGGAAAUGCCGUCUACGAACGAAACAAGCAGACCAAGACCAGUCCUGCCGAUGUGAUCAUGUGGUCUGGCAGCAAAGAUGAGCAGACUAGCCAGGAUGCCAACAUUGGGGGCGAAGCCACGGGAGCCAUGAGCUGGGCUUUUGUGACUGCGUUGAAGAAGAAUCCCCACCAGAGCUAUGUGCAAUUGCUGAACAGCAUCCGAGACGAAUUGGCUGCAAAGUAUACGCAGAAGCCUCAGUUGAGCUGUUCACACCCACUCAACACUGACCUCCUCUAUGUGAUGUAA
This is a messenger RNA of Fonsecaea multimorphosa CBS 102226, 1323 nucleotides long. Its product is annotated as metacaspase-1A. Gene Ontology annotation, biological process: proteolysis. Bases 1 to 1323 code for a protein of 440 amino acids. The transcript is spliced from 3 exons. Gene Ontology annotation, molecular function: cysteine-type endopeptidase activity. The record is from RefSeq and is a predicted model, not a curated record. Lineage: Eukaryota; Fungi; Ascomycota; Eurotiomycetes; Chaetothyriales; Herpotrichiellaceae.